ACAGAUAAUACAGCACCUACAAUUAUGAUGUCCAGAGGUGACGUAGUAUCACUUCCGUCAUUAUCAUCAUUACUUAUUCCUCCACUCGGUUCUCUAAAUUCUAUACCAAACAAUACAAUAAUAUCACAAGAUUUACCAAC
Dentiscutata erythropus is the source of this 140-nucleotide messenger RNA. NCBI's taxonomy places the organism in Eukaryota, Fungi, Glomeromycota, Glomeromycetes, Diversisporales, Gigasporaceae. The record is from the annotation of a GenBank genome assembly.